Messenger RNA from Menidia menidia (Atlantic silverside), 1557 nucleotides. The record is from the annotation of a GenBank genome assembly. Lineage: Eukaryota; Metazoa; Chordata; Actinopteri; Atheriniformes; Atherinopsidae.
AACGACCGAGCUCUCUGCCUGCGUUCAUGUCGUGACCUUGCGUUUUACAGCCGUGGGGUGGGUGGAGCGUCCAGCUUCCUGCUCACCGAGGCUGACGUGAAAAACGGAGCGCCCAGAUCUCAGCCACAGUUUGGACCUUUAAUAGUGUGCAGCCUCCCCGCCUGACUUUGGUCCAGGAAUGGCUGAUCUGCUGAGGCUGCUGCUGCGGGUGGCUGAGAAGGCUGCCAACGUGGCUCGCGUCUGCAGGCAGGAGGCUCCUCUGUUCCAGCUGCUGGUGCAGGAGAAGACCGGCGAGGACAAGAACAAGAAGUUUGUGCAGGACUUCAAGACGCUGGCCGACGUGGUGAUCCAGGAGAUGAUCAGACAUGACGUCGGCGCUCGGUUCCCAGAGAUGGUGGGUUUCAUCCACGGAGAAGAGUCCAACAAGUUUGAAAACGGGCUUGGAGAGAGUGUGACAGUCACGGUGUGCAGCACGGAGGCAGACACUGCCAAACUGCUGGCCACGGUGCUGGACGGCGACCACACGGCAGCUUCUCUGCUAGCUCAAGCCAUCCACCAAGACCCGGCAACCAUAGAGGCGAGCACAGAUGGCCUCGCCGUUCCCCUCAGCCCCGCCGAGCUGGGCAUCUGGAUCGACCCCAUAGAUGCCACAAGUCAGUACAUAAAGGGACGCGAGGAGGUGCUGGAGGAGGGUCACUUGUCCCCUUCAGGUCUGCAUUGUGCGCUGGUUCUCAUUGGGGCGUACCUCCGGAGCACAGGCGAGCCCGUCAUGGGCGUCAUCAACCAGCCCUUUAACCACAAAGAUCCAGCGGGUGGAGGCUGGAGGGGGAAGCAUUACUGGGGCGUGUGCUGUGGCAGUGUCAACGUCUGCUCGGUGUCCCUGCCCAAAGCUGGACCAGAAGGGGAGCACGGGCCAUCCGUGGUGCUCAGUUCCAGUGAGAAACAGGUGGUAAAAGAAGCUUUGACCUCGCUGUGUGGCCCUGACAGGCUGAUGUAUGCGUCUGGAGCCGGAUACAAGAUCCUGUGCGUCAUCCUGGGUCUGGCGGAUGCUUAUGUGCUUUCAGAGGGGAGCACCUUUAAGUGGGACUCCUGCGCCCCUCACGCUCUGCUCAGAGCACUCGGAGGGGGUGUGGUGGACUUGACUCAGAGUCUGCAGCAUAUUUCUGGAGCUCGGGAUCACCAGACGGAACUGACCUACCACCAGGCUUCCACUGAUUGCAAGGGAGCCAACCGGUGGGCUAAUGGAGGCGGACUGGUGGCGUAUCGGGACUGUUCUCAUUUACGCAGCAUCGUCAGUGCUCUGAAAGGCCCGCUGUAGGAGAAAGAGAGGGAGUCAGCACAACCACAAGCAUUUAACGUUACAAAGGGGAUCAUAUUAAUGUUUUCUAUAUUAGUCAAGACUGAUGGGUCAAAAUCAAGGUGAAAAUCUUUAACCAGAAAUGCAAAGGUUUUAUUUUCAAUCAGAUUUAUGAAUUUGUAUAAAUAUAUGUGUGGAAGUCGAGUAUCAGUUCUUAACCAAAAAACAGAGAAACGAAACAAUAAAAAUUAUAUGUAAAA